AUGUCCUUCUCCAGCCUUGUUCAGGACCUCACUUUGAGGGAUUCCGGUGUUCCGCGCCGCUCUCGCGGUGAUGCCUCUGUCUCCACCAUUGACGACAGUCGUUCGCAAAUCUCGCGUGCCAUGUCCUAUGCCAGCACUGCUGCGACCAGCGUCAGCAUCUCGGGAGACAUUUCUAGCCAGCUGCACGGCGGUUACUUUCAUCCCCUUGCCCGCUCAUGGCAGGCGGAGAGGCAAUUGACCAAGUCGAUGCUGAUCUAUCCCCUUUUCAUUUCCGACCAAGACGAUGAAGAAGUCCUCAUUCCCUCGCUCCCCGGCCAAUACCGCCGAGGCAUUAACAAAACAAUGGCUUGGUUGGAGGUGCUGGUGCGCAAGGGCCUGCGCUCCGUGAUGCUCUUCGGUGUGCCCGUGCGCCCCGGUAGCAAGGACGCUCUUGGCACCUCCGCCGACGACCCGGAGGGCCCUGUUAUCAGAAGCAUCCGCGCCAUCCGUCAGCGCUUCCCCCAGCUCUUCAUUUGUGCCGACGUCUGCCUGUGCGAGUACACUUCUCACGGUCACUGCGGUAUCCUCCGGGACGACGGCAGCUUGAACAACCAGCUGUCAGUUGACCGCAUCUCCGAUGUUGCCAUCGCCUACGCCUUGGCUGGUGCACACUGUGUCGCUCCCUCAGACAUGAACGAUGGCCGUAUUCGUGCCAUCAAGCUCAAGCUUAUCGAGGAAGGAAUUGCCCACAAGACGGUACUGAUGUCAUACUCUGCCAAAUUCUCCGGCUGCCUUUAUGGACCCUUCCGGGACGCGGCCGGUUCUGCGCCAUCCUUCGGAGACCGCAAGUGCUACCAGCUGCCUCCAGGUGGUCGUGGUCUGGCUCGCCGCGCAAUCGUUCGUGACAUUAACGAGGGUGCGGAUAUUAUCAUGGUCAAGCCUGCCAGCCAGUACCUCGACAUCAUCAGUGAUGCCAAAGACUUGGGCAAGGAUCUGCCUGUCGCAGCGUACCAGGUCAGCGGCGAGUUUGCCAUGAUUCACGCAGCGGCCAAGUCAGGCGUGUUCGACCUCAAGACAAUGGCGUUCGAGUCAACUGAGGGUAUCCUCAGAGCUGGUGCGACGAUUGUUAUCAGCUACUUUACCCCCGAGUUCCUUGACUGGCUUUCCACCUAA
Molecule: messenger RNA, 1152 nt
Organism: Colletotrichum truncatum
Lineage: Eukaryota; Fungi; Ascomycota; Sordariomycetes; Glomerellales; Glomerellaceae
Product: delta-aminolevulinic acid dehydratase
Biological process (GO): heme biosynthetic process
Cellular component (GO): cytosol
Molecular function (GO): zinc ion binding; porphobilinogen synthase activity
Source: RefSeq, a predicted model, not a curated record